UGCUAUUCAGUGUAUUCAGGACUUUGUUGUGCUGGUUGUGAUCGGUGCUGGAUGACUUGAAGUGUUGCAUCGGGAUGUAGUUACAGAGUGUAUGCAGUGGAGCUGUCUCUGUGUCUCCUAAAAUAUAGGAUCCGCUCAGUGGAGAUCUUCUAUAUCAGAUCCUUCUUCUGAUUGACCCAUCAAGGAUGGACGGGGACAAGAUGGCGGAGAGUAUAAUAAAUCUCACCCUAGAGAUCCUCUUCCGGCUUACUGGAGAGGACUACACAGUAGUGAAGAAGACCUCUAGUGAGCGCUGUCAGGCCCCUGUGUCUGAAGGAUGGAGAAGAAUCCUGAGUCCAAUCAUGGGGCCUCCACCUCACCCCCUGGAAAUCAAUAGAGAGAAGAUCCUAGAACUCACCAACAAGAUGAUUGAGCUGCUGACUGGAGAGGUUCCUAUAAGGUGUCAGGAUGUCACCAUCUUUUUCUCCAUGGAGGAGUGGGAGUAUUUAGAAGGGCACAAAGAUCUGUACAAGGACAUCAUGAUGGAGGAUCACCGGCCCCUCAUAUCACCAGGUAAUAGACCUGACUAAAUACACAUGUCCUCCCAUUAUCUGUAUGUAAGGAAUGAAUUCAGUCACUGGAUGCAUUUCCUACAGUUAAGGAAGAGAGAA
Molecule: messenger RNA, 650 nt
Organism: Bufo gargarizans (Asiatic toad)
Lineage: Eukaryota; Metazoa; Chordata; Amphibia; Anura; Bufonidae
Product: gastrula zinc finger protein XlCGF66.1-like
Exons: 3
Coding region: 186-569 (127 amino acids)
Biological process (GO): regulation of DNA-templated transcription
Source: RefSeq, a predicted model, not a curated record